CAAGUUUAUUAGAAAGUUUAAUCAUAUAGAUUUUUAAACACGUUUAUUGACAAUAUGUUUUAACGAGUUUAAAUGUGUUUUCUUAAUAAAAAAUAUAAUAAACGCUUUUCGUGAGAUUGUUAAAGAGGUCAUAGUCGACAUUUUCUAAUAGCAGGCGGACAAAAUUUCGAUGGAUUCGAUCCAAAACUUAUUGUUUUAUGUAUGAUUUGAUGCAACUCAACGCGGUGAUUCUGAAUAUGACCUUUUUGUUUUUAAAAACGUUCGUGGAUUAAGAAAAAUAAAUUUCAGCUAAAAAAAACUAGGAUUUAUUGGAAACCCUAUGAUGAGAGCUAGGAAAAGAGUUGCAUCAAACUACAUGCACUAGAGAUAUGUUGUAUAUAGACAAACAUUUUGGCAAACUUUGAAGCUCCAGAAAAUUUUCGGAAACUCUUUACACGUCGACGGAAAAUUAGUGAGCUAUGUCGUUUUUGUUCUGGACCUGGUUGACUUCAAUGAAAAAUUUAUUUCAUCACAUCUCAAUGUAUUUUUAGACUAAUUUUUACCUAAAUAUUUUCUCAUGAUUCUUAGAAGUUAGAACAAAAAUUCUUUUGGAAAUAUAUGUGCAAUAUCUUGAAGUAUAUUUUUCUAUACUUAGAUCACAGAAAAGAGCUCUUUAGUUUUAUUUUCCUAAACGCCCGGAUGCUCACUGUAGGAGCAGAUUCUGAGCUCCAUUAUUAAGCUUUAAAAACUAUUUAAUCAAAAUUUCUUCCUCAACUUCUUAUGAUUAUUUUUCUCAUACUUGACAUGCUCGUCGAAAGCAGCAACAUUCCAAAGACCCGCUAAUUUGAUAUUCUGCUACUGAUUGAAAUUUCAUUUUUUGUAGUGCGAAAGCUAUAAGGCGAGGAGUUUGAUAGCGAAUAUCUUUAGUAUUUAGAAGUUUGGGGUUUUUCAGCGUUGAGUGAUUGUGAAAUUUUUAACUUACACUAUCUCCGAGUAAAGUUACACAGUUGAGGUUUUACAAUUGAGUUGCAAUUAUUUAAACUCUGAUGAAUUUAGACCAUACAAUAUAACGAAAUCAAACGAAGGACUCAGUGGCCGUCAUACACCAACGCGAUCAUCAAAUUUCUUAAAACAUGAUGAACUAGAACGUGCGUCAAGUCCAUUAACUAAACGAAGAUCAAACCAAUCGCUAAAAAAUUCUAAGAUCGGCUCUAAACAACAUGUGUGGGACAGUAAUCACGAAAAACGUGUAAAUACCUUCAAACAAAAGCGAGCUGCCAAAGUAAUUCAGCGUGGAUGGCGUGAUUACGAUUCGAAAAGGAAACGUCAUGUUAAUGAUCCAUUUUUGGACAAUAAGAAACGAAACGACGGGUUGAAUAAGUGGGAUGAUAGAAUUCGUGCUCAAACGAAAGGUGGUUUUGGCAAUGAUUCUCCACGAACAAGUCAACAGAGUAUAAGAGGUUCAAAAUUCAAAGAGAACGAGGUGGGAAGCAAACUUCAUGCAUCGAGCAGUGGUUUUGAUAAUGCAGUGAAAACUGUUCAAGCAGUGUUACGUGGUCAUUUACAUCGAUCACAAUUAACCAAUGAUCAGAAUAAUCGUCCCAGAACUCCUACAUUUGAUAAAGGACGUAAAAUAGUUAACAGUGAUGAUGAUGAUAUUGUUGUUGGAUCAAAUCGUCAACAAACUUUCAACAAUCGUCCUUCAUAUCAGUUGGGAAGCGAAAGAAAAGAUUUUACGAGCUCUCGGCUACAAUCACCGCCAUCACGCACAAGUGCAAUUGGACAGAGAGAACGUGAUCAAUCUCCUCUCUCAAUUUCAAAACAACACUUGUAUGGAAGUCGUACAAAUCAGGCACCUCUUUCGAGUUCUAAACAAAGUUUAGGUGACACAGCUCGAUUUAAUCAAGGCGGUCGUCUGGAAACAACUGGUAGUCGUGAUUCAUCCCUUCGGAUGCGUCAAACUCCUUCACCACCGUUUCCUUUAUCUUCGAAACCAAUUUCUCCUCAAACAUCUAGGCCAAAUUCACCAGGUCGAUAUCGAAGUCCAUUAUCAACAACAUUACAAAAAAGUCCAACACUAUCUAAAUAUUCUCAUAAUGAUGAUGAUGAUGUUGCAUUUUAA
Didymodactylos carnosus is the source of this 2101-nucleotide messenger RNA. The record is from the annotation of a GenBank genome assembly. Lineage: Eukaryota; Metazoa; Rotifera; Eurotatoria; Philodinida; Philodinidae.